Henningerozyma blattae CBS 6284 is the source of this 1293-nucleotide messenger RNA. RefSeq names its product co-chaperone SGT1 (gene SGT1). Lineage: Eukaryota; Fungi; Ascomycota; Saccharomycetes; Saccharomycetales; Saccharomycetaceae. The transcript has a single exon. Gene Ontology annotation, molecular function: protein-folding chaperone binding. The record is from RefSeq and is a predicted model, not a curated record. Bases 1 to 1293 code for a protein of 430 amino acids. Gene Ontology annotation, biological process: protein stabilization.
AUGACAAUAGACCAAGAUUUGAAAAAAGCUUAUAAUUUACUAUAUGAAAAGAAAGAUACUUUGAGUGCUUUAAAACUUUAUCAAUCAGUAUUAGAUCAAAAUAAUGAAAACGUUAUCGCAUUAGUUUACAAAGCUGCCGCAUUAGAAAAAUUAUAUUAUGGUAAUCCUGAUUGGCAUAAUGACCAGACUUUAGAAAAUUCCAAAGCUGCAUUAGAUUUUGCUUUAAAAUUCUCAAAAAUUAGAGGUAAGAGAGGUUUAAUUGGUUUAGUUUAUUUUAGAUAUUUUGUUCAUUAUUUCAAUGAUAAAGAUUAUCUUAUGGCUGAUACAUACAUGACAUUAUGUACAGAGUUCGAUUAUAAAACAGAUACAUUGGAAAUGUGGCAAACUCAAUUGACUUCCAAAUUAACCAAAUUGGCUAAGAAGAAGGGUAUCACUAUCGAAGAAUUAAGAAUUCAAAAUUCAACCAUAAUUGAACCAAUUACCAAUCCAUUGUCGAAAACUGAUAAUAAGACUCCUACUCCAACGAAAACACUAGAAGUUCCAAAUCCAGAACCUUUACCGUUACCUCAAGAUAAAGUUGUCCCAACACCAACAAAUACUGCCCCAUCUACCACUUCUAACAUAUCUGCUCCAAUUCCCUCUUUACAAAUCCAACCUUCACAAUCUAAAUUAAGAACUGAUUGGUAUCAAUCUCAAAGUAAUGUAACUCUCUCCAUUUUUACUAGUAAUUUACCAGACUCUAAAGAUGAUAUCAAAUGGGAAAUUAAUGCUAAAAAUAAAAUGUCUUUACAAAUCAGUUAUACUAUUCCAGAAACUGGAUCUGAGUUCCAAUAUUCUAUCAAAUUAGCUCAUGAAAUUAUACCUGACCAAACAAAUAUCCAUUUAACAAAUAAGAAAAUCGAACUUACUUUUAAAAAGCAAGAUUCAAAAAAAUGGAAAACUUUGGAAAGAGAUGAAAGCAUUGAUGAGGCUGCCAUAUCUACAUCUAAUAUAGGAGCAAUUACAACUACGGAAACGAAACCUAAUAUAUCCUAUCCUUCUUCUUCAAAAAAGGGCAUUGAUUGGUCUAAAGUUAAUGUGGAUGAUGCUGACGGAGACUUCAAUGAAGAUGAGGGUUCUGCUGAUGCAUUUUUCCAAAAACUAUAUGCUGAUGCAGACCCUGAUGUUAAACGUGCUAUGAUGAAAUCGUUUGUUGAAAGUAAUGGUACUACAUUGAAUACUAAUUGGGAUGAGGUUAAAAAAGGUAAAGUCGAAACACAUCCUCCUGAAGGUAUGGUCGCUAAGGAAUGGUAA